AUGGAUCUAGUUUCCGCUAGCUCAUCUAGCCACAACGACUCUCGGUAUGCUUACGCCAGCUGGAACAACACUUCAGGCCAUCCCACAAAUCCUGGUACUCCUCAACAAGCUGGGGCCAAAACCCUAAAUGCUUCUACAAUCCACGUUGAAAAUCGUCCGUUCAAGUAUACUAAGCAGACCUUAGACAAUAAAAAAAACAAUAUAAAUUUUGACCCGGGCGAAAAAGGCAGAUGGAAUCAAGCCCAAGAUGGUCAAAACUGGACGAAUCCGCUUGCAAUUAACCGCAGCCUUCCCAAUAAUGAACCGAUAGAGGCAAGGCGAGAGAGUGUGCCUCUAGAAGCACAGAGAGGGCAAGAGAGAAUGGUCCACCAGCAUGGUAAACGGAUUGAUUAUACUCUCCAGGAGCAGCCAGAUAGGACAACCUAUCAACUUUCAGAGAAUGUCAAAAAGGAAAAGAUGGACCUUUUCGUUACUGCUUCGCGCCAAUCUAUUGUCAGCAAAAAAGACUAUGUGUUUCCCAAUGUAAAAAAUAGACAAGAGAUUCAGCUUUCUAUAACCCUGCGGCCAGAGGCAGUUGGACAGCAGAUAAAUUCAGUGGCCGUGGCCAAUUCGAAUCCAGCCUUAGGAACUGUGGCACCUUGGCAGACCAGACCGUGUCCUCAAGGUUACACCGAUUCUCGAAAGCCCCAAUUGACUGAUAAACUUGGUGAUCAUACUGAUGAGGCAGAAGAUAACGAGGCCAAUGGGCUGGUAACAAUCAAGUCCUGGCAGAGAAGUCGCCAACCUCUGGAGGGAACAGGGACCUUGGGUGGCUUGAAGGCCAGCCCCUUGGUCCGGCCAAGUGGAGUGGGCCUGAGUGAAACGAACCAUCGAAAGAUAGGAAAUGGCCACUGGUACGCCAAACCUCUCGAGCAGUGUGAAAACGCACUUGCAGACGGGUUCAACGAGUCACCCUCUCCGACCAAAGGUCAGCAUCACCAGCUGCCUAGCUGGCAGCAGCGUAAGAAGUACUAUAGACAGGGGCCGGCAGGCGCAAACGAGUACCAUCGUCUUAGUCAGGAGACGGAUGAGGCCAUUCGAGGGACGCAGUUAGCCAGACCAUAUGGUCACUACGAGAAGCAGCGUAUUGGGAAGAGGGCUUAUCAUCAUAGGGUCUACCAACAGCACGAGCAGCCUAAACUUGAUCGAGAGUCAUGGAUCGCUGGGGAGGAAGGAGUGGAAAGAGCAGGAACAGAGUUUGCUGGGGCAUUCGUUGAGGGCCAAGUGGAGGUAGUUCAGGCGCCUGUGCUUCCUUUGCCCAGUCAGGCGGAAGAGGUGUGCUUACUGCCUCCUGGCGAGGUGACACGCUCAACCAGCCUGAGUCCGUCUCGGGUGAAGGUGCCGUCGCAAAUCGGUACAUGCUGGCCGGAGCAAGGCUCAUUAGUUAAGGAGGAAAUUGGCUCCCCGUUAUACUUGCGCAGCCGGAGCAGUCAACGUGGUUCGGAUCGUCAUUAUAAGCAGUUGAAUAAUUCCCAAAAGCGCUACAAAAAGAACGCCACCUCGAGGUCCCUGUCAAGGUACCGUACUACAGACCUAGAUUCUGCAAUGGCAGAAGCCUCCUGUGCAGAGGACCGCGAUCGGAUGCAAACAAAACGAGAGCGUAUCUCCGACCCGGAACAGAACAAGGCUUCGACAUCUGCCUCACUGUACAAUUUGACCCGACACAACUACUCCAUGUCAACGGUGGUUGGCGCCAUUCCACCCGAGUCUCCCUGCUACUCGGCUCAUCAGUGUUUCUCCGGAGCACGUUCCUACACGUCCCUGCUUGAGACGAAUAUUGACACUGGAGAGAACUUUGAGUUGCCUCUGGUAGUGAAUACAAAUGUGGGCAGUUUUAGAGACGUGGAAGCCGACAAUUCCCGGCGUCACAACCUAUACUCCAGCACUCCGCUGGGACACCACCUCGAGAACGCAGGCCGGAAUGACUGGCAGGCAGGGGAAGAGGUUGCCACUGCGAUUCCUCCAGUCCAUUCGGCAGCAAAUACGGCCGAUGAGAGGGCCAGAAGCCUAUUCAACCUAAGCUCGAUGCAAACUAGUGGCCAAUACUCCGGGACGCCGUCCUACGGUCGCUCAGCCAUGCCUGAGGUGGCGGCAAACUCGGGGUCCAGACUGCCUCAUGGCUUCUGUGGGACGGUCGGUCAAGGCGGCAAGUCGUCGUCGGGCCAGCCUUGGCAGAAGGCCAAGAGCAUGCAGGGGCUGCUGCAUGGUGAUGCAGCGAAUUAUCCAUUCGGCACACACAUUUCGGGCAGCCAAGAGGUGAUGCCCUUCAGUGGUGCCGGCUGCCAUGGCGGUGUUGACAAGGGCAAUGCUUCCGGCUAUGGCUUGACCAAAACCAGCUCCCUAAUCGCCAAACUGCGGGAGCGGGCUCGUUCGAGCUACGAGCUUCGGGUGGCUCAGUCUCUGAGUAAGUUAGACCUUCCCGAAUGGCUGGAUAAAUACGACUUUGAAGAGGCGCCAUCUUCACUUGGAGGCCGAAUCACGGCGUCCCGAUUCUGCAACGCUUUGGGAACGGCGGCGGAACAGACGCAGGAUAACCAGAGUUUCGAGGAGGACCUGCGCCAAGUACACGCCGCCUCGUUGGCCCUCAGCCAAGCCUCGUUCGCCAACAUCACCUUGCCCUCAUUCCGUUACGCGUCACCCGCUGCUGCUGGCAGCUCACGCUUCCUAGCCAGCUACUACAAACGCCACCAGCAACAGACACUGCAACCGCUGCGUAGCCCAACUAGGCUGGGCCCUCUGGACGCCCGCACCGCUGACGCAGGCGCCGCG
This is a messenger RNA of Protopolystoma xenopodis, 2808 nucleotides long. Lineage: Eukaryota; Metazoa; Platyhelminthes; Monogenea; Polystomatidea; Polystomatidae. The record is from the annotation of a GenBank genome assembly.